This is a messenger RNA of Rasamsonia emersonii CBS 393.64, 417 nucleotides long. RefSeq names its product Histone H2A. Gene Ontology annotation, molecular function: DNA binding; protein heterodimerization activity; structural constituent of chromatin. The record is from RefSeq and is a predicted model, not a curated record. NCBI's taxonomy places the organism in Eukaryota, Fungi, Ascomycota, Eurotiomycetes, Eurotiales, Trichocomaceae. Gene Ontology annotation, cellular component: nucleosome. The transcript is spliced from 3 exons. Bases 1 to 417 code for a protein of 138 amino acids.
AUGGCCGGCGGAAAGGGAAAGUCUAUCGGCGGGAAGGCUGCCCCCAAGGACGCUGCGGGGAAAACCCAGAAGUCCCACAGCGCGAAGGCUGGCUUGCAGUUUCCUUGCGGUCGUGUUAAGCGUUUCUUGAAGAACAACACGCAAAAUAAGAUGCGCGUCGGCGCCAAAGCUGCCGUCUAUGUGACUGCCGUCCUUGAGUACCUGACCGCUGAAGUCCUGGAACUUGCUGGAAACGCCGCCAAGGACCUCAAAGUCAAGCGCAUCACUCCUCGUCACUUGCAACUCGCCAUCCGAGGAGACGAAGAGUUGGACACGCUGAUUCGGGCGACCAUCGCGUUUGGAGGUGUCCUGCCGCGUAUCAACCGUGCUUUGCUGCUCAAGGUUGAGCAGAAGAAGAAGAACAAGGUUGAGGGCUAA